UUGCAUCAUCGGUUCAUGGAAGGUUUAUCAGAUCAUUCCUGUUAACUACAUCCAUUGAUACGCUCAUCUCAUUUAAGAUCUGAGAAGCCACUAUCGAAUCUCAAAGAGAAGCCCUUUAAGACCAACCGAGCUUAUUGCCUCACCUUGUUGGGUCUAUACCCGCCAACAGAGUCUGAGUUUUUUAUUACUACAAGAACUGCGCAGUCUUCCAAGAUACGCCAUCAUGCUUCUUAUCGGUCUCACGGGUUCAAUUGCCACAGGCAAGACGACAGUGUCGUCAAUGCUCUCAUCACAACCCUACAAUCUCCCGAUCAUAGAUGCAGACAUUCUAGCGCGCAAGGUUGUGGAGCCGGGAACUCGUGGGUAUGAAGCUAUUGUGAAACACUUUGGGCCUACGACACCCGAACUUCUCGUGCAGCCAUCAGAGAAGAUGCCAGAGGAUGGACCGGACGGCAAAGGCAGACCACUCAACAGACCAGCAUUAGGGAGACGAGUAUUUGGCGACUCAGAGGAGCGAAAGAAGGACAGAGCAGUUCUCAAUCGCAUCGUUCAUCCGGCUGUUCGAUGGGAGAUGUUCAAGUCCGUCGUCGGAUGUUACUUCAGAGGCCAUUGGGCUGUGGUUCUGGAUAUCCCACUCCUUUUCGAGAGUGGCCUCGAUCGCUUCUGCGGCGUCACAGCUGUAGUCGCAGUCCACGACCCAGCAGUUCAGAUGCAGCGUCUGCGUGCGCGUGAUCCUCACCUUAGCCCAGAAGAUGCCGAGAACAGAGUGCGUAGCCAGACAGAUGUUCGAGAAAAAGCCCGACGAUGUGAAGAACGAGGAGAAGGCAAAGGGAUUGUGCUUUGGAACGAUGGGUCACGAGAAGAGCUAAAGGAGCAACUGGAUAAGGCCAUCAAGGAACUGAGAAAAGCGAGCCCCGAUUGGUGGUCAUGGUUAUUGCUUGGAUGUCCUCCUCUGGCAGUUGCAGUUGCGACGUGGAGGUUCUGGCAGAAUCUUAUCAUUAAUGAGAGAUGGGAGGAGAUGAAGUUGAAUGCGAAGCUGUGAUAGUGAAUUAUAGGUGCCUUAGGGAGUUUGUUUGUUUGCUUUUAGUAGUUGGAUGGUGGAUAAUAGGCAGGUACUAGUGAAUUAUAUACACAAGGAGGAAGGAGCCCCAACUCAAGCUCGCUCCUGCCUCUUUUCUCAACCACGAACCAACCCUUUUCAUCUCAGCGC
Fusarium verticillioides 7600 is the source of this 1210-nucleotide messenger RNA. RefSeq names its product dephospho-CoA kinase. The record is from RefSeq and is a predicted model, not a curated record. Bases 224 to 1042 code for a protein of 272 amino acids. NCBI's taxonomy places the organism in Eukaryota, Fungi, Ascomycota, Sordariomycetes, Hypocreales, Nectriaceae. Gene Ontology annotation, molecular function: ATP binding; dephospho-CoA kinase activity. The transcript has 2 exons. Gene Ontology annotation, biological process: coenzyme A biosynthetic process.